UUUUGGAGUCACAAUUAAUUAAAACUUGGCUAGAGUUUUUCUUCAUCACUUAUGUUCAUCAUGACAAGUUUAUUUUCUGAACUUGUACUGUUUCUCUUUUGCAUCGGCUUCUUCUUCAUGGUAAGCAGUGAAUCCAGUUCAGGUGUCCAAGCAUUGAAUGUCCACUGCAGAGAAAGCGAGCAGAAAGCACUUCUCAUGCUCAAAGAUGGUUUUCACACUUCUUUGGAUCGUUUCUCUUCAUGGGUACCUGAAGAAGAUUGCUGCAAAUGGAAAGGUGUUGGUUGCAACAAUGAAACAGGACAUGUCAUCGCUCUUGAUCUCCACAGCCCAGAUCCUUUAGAGCUCUUGCAAGGUGAGUUGAGGGAUUCUUUGGUUCACUUGCCAUAUCUAAGUCACCUAGACUUGAGCCACAAUGAUUUCUACCAAACUCAAAUUCCUGAGUUCAUUGGUUCACUUCCUAAUUUAAAAUAUCUGAACUUGUCUCGUGCCAAUUUUGGAGGGACCAUUCCCAGCCAUCUUGGUAACUUGUCUAGUUUGCAGACUCUUGACUUGAGUAAUAAUCAAUCUUCUCUUAGGGCCAGCAGCCUUGUUUGGCUUGCGGGUCUUUCCUCGCUGAAAGUCCUUGAUCUGAGUACUGUAUAUCUUGGUGACGUAGUUAACUGGCUAGACGCAGUCAACAUGCUACCUUCUUUGGUAGAGCUGCGUUUAGUCUCUUGUCAACUUCAUAGCCUUCCACAAUCUUUGCCAUCCUUGAAUUUUUCUUCUUUAGAAGUCCUUGACCUUUCCUACAAUGGCUUUUAUCAUUCUGUGAUUCCGAAUUGGUUGGUUGAGGUUAGCCAUACUCUUAGUCUUCUUAAUCUCACAACUUGCUCGUUGCAAGGUUCCAUUCCCCGUACCAUUGUGAAUUUUACAUCUCUUGUUGUGCUUGAUUUCUCAUUCAACUAUCUCAAGGGUUCUAUUCCUCAUGGUUUUGGGAACAUGACAUCCCUUGCUGUUCUGGAUCUCUCGGUGAAUUAUCUUGAAGGUUCAUUACCAGCAACCUUAGGUCUGAUUCAGGAAUUGCACAACUUCAAAUACUCACCCUUACGAGAACUCCGUCUUUCCCGCAAUCUGUUGAAUGGGUCUUUAGAAAGAAUUCUUCCUCAACUUUCAGAAUUAAUUGUCCUGGAUGUUGCUUGGAAUGAUUUGGAUGGUGUGAUCACUGAAGCUCAUUUGCAGGAUUUCAGUAGAUUACGGGUACUUGACUUGUCAUUCAACAGGUUAAUUUUAAACGUAAGCUCAAACUGGAUUCCUGAUUUUCAACUUGAGUCCAUAAAUUUGGAAAAUUGUGAAAUAGGCCCACGAUUUCCCUGGUGGCUUCAAAACCAAAAGAGAAUUUCGGAACUUGAUAUGGGUAAUGCAAGUAUUUCAGACAUCGUACCUGAUUGGUUUUGGGAUAUUUCUCCAUCGAUGAAGCGUUUGGAUCUUUCUAACAACCAUCUUACAGGGAAAUUACCUAAUUUAUCAUCAAAAGCGAGUUUGUCGAAAUUGGAUUUAAGUGGAAAUGAAUUUGAGGGUCGCCUGCCUCAGCUCCCCCCAGCAAUAGAAAUUCUACUUCUAAUCGAAAAUCAAUUUUCAGGACCAAUUUCUCCUAUAUGUGAUAUUAUGAAUGAAAGCAAUGCACUACGUCACGGAAAUAAUAUGCCAGGAAACCUUCCAGAUUGUUGGAUAUAUGGGCAAAAUUUGGUUUGUGUUGAUUUGAGACUCAACCAAUUGUCUGGCCAAAUCCCUGAGUCAAUUGGCCAUCUAAUUAAUCUCAAAUGGUUGUUUUUGAGUCAUAAUAGCUUGUCUGGCGAGAUACCUCAAUCCUUGCAGAACUGCACAAGUUUGAUUGUCCUGGCUCUUGGGAACAAUUCACUAUCUGGGAGCAUACCAACAUGGUUGGGGGAAAGUUUUCAGAAUCUACGUGCGAUUACGUUACAUCACAAUGCUUUCGAAGGAAAUAUACCGGCGCAGCUUUGCCAAUGGAGAUACCUAACUUACUUGGACUUCUCUUUCAAUUCACUAUCGGGACCACUCCCAACGUGCAUCAAUCGUUUUCUUCCAAUGGCUGAGAAAGAAGCUGAAAACGUUCACGAACAGUAUUCUUUGUAUACAAAUGAUGAAUUAAAAAGCCGGAUGUGGAGGUCACAAGGUCGAUAUAACUCCGACAAGGUUAUAGAUCUUUCACAUAACAGGCUAUAUGGGGAGAUCCCAGGAGUAGUUACAACCCUAAUUGGAUUAGAGCUUCUGAAUCUUUCCAACAAUUAUCUGAAGGGAGCUAUUCCUUGCGAUAUUGGGACCAUGAAAUCCUUAGAUUAUCUAGAUUUAUCAAGCAACCAGCUUUCUGGCACCAUUCCUCCCGGCAUUUCUGAUCUAACUCAUCUUAAAGGAUUGAAUUUGUCAUAUAACAAUUUGUCUGGGAAAGUUCCCUCACCCAAUAAUUUUAGUGCAUAUGCAUUCAUUGGAAAUCAUAACUUGUGCGGUCCUCCACUAGUGAAGAAAUGCUCUGCAAAUGAAUCACUGCAAAAAACAGAAUGCAACAGUGACAGGAAAUCAAAAAGCCAAAAUGAUGGAAUUCAAAAAAAGGAACAUAGGCAUGGAUUUGAGGAGAAGCCUUCAUUCUACAUCAGUGUGGCAAGUGGAUAUGUUACAGCUUUUUGUGGAUUUUGGGCUACUUUAUUCUUCAACAAGUCAUGGAGGCAUGCAUACUUCCAUUUCUUGGGCAACAUGGGUGACAGAAUUUAUGUGUUUGGGGUAAUUACCAAAACAAGUCUGCGAAGGAAAUUUCACGGAGAGAAAGCUGUCGAGUAAGAGUUCAAACUCGUAGAAAUUGAGUGCUUAAAAGGGACUCGAAGAUUUUUGUUUCCAACGAUUGCAAUCAGUUGGCUGAGAAAUUUUUCAGUGGAACAAGAGCUUGCUUCAAUCAUGAGAUCAUGUAACUUUGCCAAAUUUUACUUGUUUAAUUGUUCUGUUGGUUUGUUAAAAAUUUACUUGGCUAAGUUAAAAAUUGUCAUGUUUUGCUCUAUUUAUAGUCUAUUUACAACAAGUUUUUACUUG
Molecule: messenger RNA, 3078 nt
Organism: Hevea brasiliensis (rubber tree)
Lineage: Eukaryota; Viridiplantae; Streptophyta; Magnoliopsida; Malpighiales; Euphorbiaceae
Product: receptor-like protein EIX2
Exons: 2
Coding region: 52-2832 (926 amino acids)
Molecular function (GO): protein binding
Source: RefSeq, a predicted model, not a curated record